AUGGUAAACUCUCAGCAAUUGGCGCCCGUGAAGCUUCGCUUGCCCCAUCCUUAUCUCACUACCUAUCACCUGGAGCCCUCCGGCAAGUUUCAGGAUGGCAGUCAAUUGUUGCAGCUGCGCAAGGGCGAAGGAGCGGCUCGGCCGCUUCCUCGAGCCUUGCACAAUGACGAGCUCUAUUUCACUGCGCUGCAAUCAGUGAACCAGGAAACUGCAGAGCCUACAUCAAACAACACAGCUUGGGCCCGCGCGCAACGCAGCCCGUUCUCCAUCUGUACCUGGGAGGGUUCUGUACCAACUGUCGGCCAGGUCUGGCUAUAUCUAUAUGCCAUUUUUACUGUGCAGGAAGAGAUUGAGACAUUCCGUCUCCAGCUAAACGGUCACGAUGCCGAGUCUCUGGCACAUGCUCUCCGAGUAUCAAUGGUGGCUAUCGAUCACCCGACACCUGUCAGCAGCGUUACCCAGUAUACGCCAGUUCUGAACGAGCUGCUCAUCAUGCGCAGCGCCUUCUGGCAGGGUGCUGCCUCACCAUUGGGCUCUCAGCCUAUCUGGCUUCCUAACUGGAACCCUGCUUCCUCCGUUCCUAUCCUCGACUAUACCAUGACCUCGACGAAAAAUGUGCACCGUCGUCAUCCCCGCCGCAACCCCAAGCCCACUCCUGGCAAAAUUGUAUACAGCCGUUACAUUCCUUUCUUGGAUGAGCAUUUCUCGCUCGUUGCACUGGACUACCGCAACCCUGAACACCUCAACCUCUUUCACACUUGGCAAAACGACCCUCGUGUCGCAGCCGGCUGGAAAGAAACUGGUACCCUGGAAGACCACCGCGAAUAUCUCCGCCGCCAAGACGAAGACCCCCACACUCUGACCGUCCUCGGUCACUUCAAUGAUAUCCCAUUCUCAUACUACGAAAUCUUCUGGGCCAAAGAAGACAACGUGGGCGCGCACUACGCAUCAAAAGACUUUGACCGAGGCCGCCAUACUCUAGUCGGCAACGACGCCUUCCGUGGCCCCCACCGCGUCAUGGCAUGGUGGCCCAGCAUGAUCCACUAUUGCUUCCUCGACGACCACCGCACUGAGAAUAUCAUCGGCGAGCCAAUGUCCACCAACGACAAGGUUCUCACCUACGACUACACUUUCGGUCUGCACCAGGCCCAGGUGAUCGACUUGCCCCACAAGCGCGCCAGUCUGGUGAAGUGUACUCGCGAGCGCUUCUUCCAGCUCUGUCCGUUUAACCAGGGCAGCCCGCAUAUCGCCGGUACCGGGUUGGCUUUCAAGCCGCGCCUGUAG
Molecule: messenger RNA, 1284 nt
Organism: Penicillium atrosanguineum
Lineage: Eukaryota; Fungi; Ascomycota; Eurotiomycetes; Eurotiales; Aspergillaceae
Product: GNAT family N-acetyltransferase
Exons: 1
Coding region: 1-1284 (427 amino acids)
Biological process (GO): siderophore biosynthetic process
Source: RefSeq, a predicted model, not a curated record